Paramecium sonneborni is the source of this 171-nucleotide messenger RNA. The record is from the annotation of a GenBank genome assembly. Lineage: Eukaryota; Ciliophora; Oligohymenophorea; Peniculida; Parameciidae.
UAUUAUGAAAUAACAAAAUUAUAUCAAGAUANAAAAAAUAAAAUAUUGUUAAAAUCAUAUAAUAAUGUUUGAGAAGAAAAAGAGAUUGAUAAGAAAUCAAUAUAAGAAAUAUUGGAGCUUAAUAAAUAAGAGGAAAUCGAGGAAAAAUUUGGAUAGCUUGAUAAUUUGAGU